Molecule: messenger RNA, 480 nt
Organism: Rotaria socialis
Lineage: Eukaryota; Metazoa; Rotifera; Eurotatoria; Philodinida; Philodinidae
Source: the annotation of a GenBank genome assembly
AUGACGAAUGUACGUAAAAGUGAUGAAUAUGAUGGAUCUGGCAAACUCGAACUUAGUUUAUAUGCACAUAGCCAUCAAUAUAUUCCUUAUGUUGGAGAAGGAAUGGUAGCGAUGGUACAUGAUAAUAGACGAUUUCCUAUGAUUGAGUUUGCUGGUAGAGCAUUAGUUACCGGCUUUAAACAUCGAAUGACAUUUUCAAAGAAAAGUAUUUUCUAUUUGAGCGCACCGUAUUCAACAUGUCAUGAUGAAAUACCAUUGAUUAUGCAAACAAUGCUUGAUACUUAUCCUAAUGCGGAAUAUAGUUAUUCAGAAGAUUUAUGUGCCGAAGUUUACACGCAUGGCAUAUGCGGCUGCAUCGAUCCAAAACAAUGGAGUGCUCGUUCAAUUGUUUUACCACGGAAUAAAACAAUAAUUGUAGCUCAAUUAUGUAAUCUAUCUGAUACAUGCUAUUCGAACGCAUCCAUCACUCUAAACAAUUGA